Molecule: messenger RNA, 1252 nt
Organism: Sphaeroforma arctica JP610
Lineage: Eukaryota; Ichthyosporea; Ichthyophonida
Exons: 4
Biological process (GO): coenzyme A biosynthetic process
Cellular component (GO): phosphopantothenoylcysteine decarboxylase complex
Molecular function (GO): FMN binding; phosphopantothenoylcysteine decarboxylase activity
Source: RefSeq, a predicted model, not a curated record
AUUGCAGGUUUGGAACAAGAUGGCGGACCCAGUGCUGCACAUCGAACUUCGUCGAUGGGCUGAUAUUGCGAUCAUUGCUCCACUGGAUGCGAACACCAUGGCUAAGCUUGCAAAUGGCAUCUGUGAUAAUCUUGUUACUUGUACUUUGCGAGCUUGGGAUGUCCAUAAACCUGUGCUUGUGGCCCCUGCAAUGAAUACGCAUAUGUGGACGCAUCCAAUAACAAGCGUUCAUCUCGAUGUCCUGAGGUCUCUUCAUUAUCACAUCAUACCGCCUGUUGCGAAGAAAUUGGCGUGCGACGAUGUGGAGACGGUUGCUGAGGUGGCAUGCGAGCAACAGAAGAAAUACUGAUCUUGCCGAAAAAGAGAAUGAUGUAUGUUCGUGCCUUUCUUGGUUAAUAUUACAUAUUAUACCAAACAGGUAUCCAUAUUUCAUUGGCCGUAGUCUUAUACGAGAAUGUAUCGCUGUGAAUACAUUUACCAAUGGCGGUCAUGUAUAGCUUCUCCACUUUCAUAUACACGGAUCGUGUGGGAAGGGGAAUCAAUCAGAAGGAAAAUGCCAAGGGGGGUGGGGAGAGUGGUGAGAGGGGGAAAGAUCUGUCACGGAGGAAGAUGUACGGCAAUAUGUCUUGGAAUUGAUUUGUAGGAGAAGCGCUCGGCAUAUCGCACUGUUCAGCCGCGCCUUCCUGCUAUUGAAUCCAAAGGGCACCUUUUCAUCUGGCAUCGUCAUACUCAACUUGAAAAAGUUAGGGCUCUAUGCCGAAACUUGUUCUCAAACAUAUUCUGCCAAUUUUUUAUGUGGUUCACUUUGUCAAAAUCAUUUGGUAGUACUUCAAACUACGAAUUGUAAGACUACUAUUGUAGAAGCAAUGAAUUAUCUGCUAUGGGUGCGCUCGUUAAUUGACCCCGAUCGAUUCGAGUAGUGACAAUGAUCAUUUUUGUAGUAGCGUACUUUAACUUGGCUCAUACAUAUUUUAUCUUCGUUUACAUUUUAUAUUGAAAAUUAGCUACUGUAUGUGAACACCCGCCAAGAAUAUGUACAGUAUUAAAUGUGGGCGAUGGUGUGACUUUCUGACCUGUGAAUGUACUGAGUGAAUUCCUCCGAAGCAUUUGCCUUCUUGGCUAGUUCAAUAAAUUUAUUACUGUCUGAUUUAGGAUAUUCUGGGGCUUUUGUCCCAUCAAGGUUGCGGACAAAAAGCUUGUUGCCCUCUUUGCCUACUAUUUUGUAUGGUCCGUCAUAUGGUGCUGUCCUUUC